Molecule: messenger RNA, 315 nt
Organism: Phoenix dactylifera (date palm)
Lineage: Eukaryota; Viridiplantae; Streptophyta; Magnoliopsida; Arecales; Arecaceae
Source: RefSeq, a predicted model, not a curated record
AUGGCAACAAGAGUUUCUUUCAACCGCCGAUGUUUGCAUGACAUUGGGCAUACUCCAAACCCAUAUGAGCAGGCAUUAUCAAUUAUUGGAAGAACUCUAUCUGCUUUUGAUGAGGAUAAUCUUAUUCCUUGCUUUGGAUUCGGAGAUGCAUCAGGAGGACCAACAUCCUUUGCACCAAUAAUUGAAACAGCCAUCGGCAUUGUAGAUAAUAGUGGUGGCCAAUAUCAUGUUCUUCUUAUAAUAGCAGAUGGACAGAUUCCUGAGACUUCAAAAGCUCAUAGAGAUGAUGAUGAUGGAGCUGAAUCCCGUCCUUGA